AACACUCUAUAAUAAUUUACCACCUUGUUUUAGUGCACUUGGUUGUCGGGUAGAUUAUCGAUCAAUAGAAUAUCAGAUCAUCUUUCAAAAACAAAAACAAACUAAAACCAUUCGAUGCAGCCGUACCAUACAUUGUUGGUAUUUAGCGAUGAAUGAGCAUAAUCAUUCCACACUUGAGGCGAACACAAAUAGCAACAAAGUAUCGUUAAGAGCAGUAAUUAGCAGCAUUCAUCUUCAACCGCCUAGAUCAUGCCACGUAGAUGGUUUAAACACAUUUAGCACAAGUUCGCUUCGCCUUCAGCAAUUUGAGUUCGGCGAACAAGGCAACAGAACAGACAAAAAGAAGAUACACCACAAAGAAGCAAUCUUCCCACCAUCAGUGUUUUCGGUAGAUUAGAAGUCCAUCAACUUAAGAGGAAAUUAAUUUUACUACGCACACACACACACGAUCGAUCGAGAUGCCUUUGAUGAACAUAAACGAAAAGCGCGAUGCGCGAAACCCAAUCAAUGAAGCAAAAACAGAACAGAAUGUAUGUAAGGAUGGAAAGUUUGAUGGAGGGAGGAAAAAACAACAAGAAACCCAUUCUUUUACAAAUCAUCACUGCGGCGUGGACCACUCGUUGCUCGAUCGAUUGCGCCACAAAAUAGGCGCUCAACCUUAGUCAUUUUCUACUGAUAUGUUUCCAAUUAGCCAAUCAUUCGAUCAUUCUGACAGAUAGGUUAAGGUCUAUUGCGGCGCGCCGUCACGAACCAGAAUCUAUCUACCAAAAGGCCGAACCAACGGAACCGGAGCUUCAACAGCGUUCAACCAGCCACCGAGAAGAAAGUACCGCUAAUCCGGCACAACCUGAUCUUCGCACGAGAUACCCGUCAACCGGUGGCAGCAGCUCGGUUAGAACAUGAAUUCCCGCGGUUUGCGAAGUGGAAGGAUUAUCGUCGUGGCGUCGUCGUCGAAGUCGUCGUCUUAAUGGUCGCGGAAUAUCAUUAAAUGGGAAAGGCAAAUUGCGGGGGGGAAAAGUGGUCCAACCACCAAAAGAGCCAACCACCGCUAAGAGCCAGUCCACACCGACACCUCGUGAUAUGGUCAAGAAACGCAGCGGUUCUUUGCUGGUGCCCCAAGUAAGGGCCUUCUGAGAUGGUUGGGGAACAGAGCGAGCGUAAAAGCAGUGGCCCGAAAAAAGAGUGCGAAAACGAUCAUCUGGCCCUGCUGCUACUGCUCAAGAUCCACCCGACGAUGGUGAUGGCGAUAGCCCUGGUGCGCUGAUCAGGGAAGACACGCGGAAAUGAUGUUGGAGGGGAACGGGUGCGCAGAGCGUGUGAGAAAAGCGUGGCGUGGAGAAAAUUAUAAUAAACACACACACACACACAUUCACGGACUUGAAGCAGACCAACAAAAAACAAGAAUAUUAGGCCUGGAAGUUACUGACCCGUGUGGAUUGGAGCUUGGAGUCUUGGAGUCUUGGGGUUGGCAAAAGCGAGACAGCUCCAAGCACACCCCGUAGUGCAGACGCGAAAGAGCAGGACAUCAAGGAACAUCGUGAUUGAGGGUGAAAUUCGUGGCCGAACAUCGCGAUCGGAUUGACGCGCGUUGCACCCGAACGGGGACGGGUUUUUCACACGCAACCACAUACGGCGUGCGUUUCAUCCGCAGGUUCGAUCUUCUCAGUUGACACACUUCUUUGGGGUGGAUCAGUCGAAACGUGCUGCUGGUCCCGAUCGGUCUACAACACCGGGCCCCUGGCGCGAAUAAUUUGGUAUUAUAGUGUGAUUCCGGUGUGUUGGUUGACGUAGUGUACCGGUGGUGCAUAUAUCUCCCCUUACGCACAGUGUUCCAAUCGCCAAAACCGCUUCCAGGAGGCGUACGGUGGUGAAAAUAAAUCCCCGUACUUUCGCGCACUAACGUCAUCGCCCUGUUUCGGGACGGUUGGGUGCGGUGUGUUCAGGUUGUGGUGUCCCCACAAGAGCCAGUGCCCAGAUUCUCCCGAAAGUGGAUACAACACGUAGCGCAAGGAUGGUGCUAUCGAUAAGCAGACACCACACCGUUGUUGCACGGCGCGCCGCAUGGUCGUUGAUGCCGCUGCAGCUGAUAGUAGGCGGCGCCUGUGUACUGCUGAUGCUUCAGGAUCAUCAUCAUCGCGCGGUGGAGGCUACGAUACCGACCAUCGAUAAUAUCGUAAAAAUUCUACAAUCACCCGUCGUACAGCAGUUGAUUCUUCCGCGACCUUUGGUAGCGGCCGAUCCGACCGUUGUUGCCGACGAACCGUCAUCGGGACCGUCUUCGAUGAGCAUGAGCAUGAUGAUGAAAGAUCCCGUCAAACCAUCGCAGGCAAAUGACGAUGCCGCCGCCGCCGCAAAAAUGGGUACGAAAGACAGCAAGCAGACGCAAAACAGUGCCCGGGAUAAAGCAGUCCGGACGACGUUCCUGAUACCACGCACCCGAUCCUUGCCGGGCUGUCCACUGUGCGAUGCGUCGGUGUAUAGCUACUGCGACGAGAAGGUGUACCACGAUGCGUGCUGCUGCGGUUCCAUCAACGGUGCGGCCCCGUUCGGUGGACCCGGAGGCGGAGGUUUCGGAGGGUUCGGUGGCUUCGGUCGACAGGGGUUCGGUGGACCGGGUGGCUUUGGUGGUCCUGGCGGCGGUGGUGGCUGCGGCUACCAAGGCUGUGGAUUCCUUUACGCCAACUCCUGCUAUGAACAUCAGCUGAUAGUGAACUGUUGCUGUAAUUCGCCAUACUAGAUA
Messenger RNA from Anopheles coluzzii, 2740 nucleotides. RefSeq lists its product as uncharacterized. The transcript has 2 exons. The record is from RefSeq and is a predicted model, not a curated record. Lineage: Eukaryota; Metazoa; Arthropoda; Insecta; Diptera; Culicidae. Bases 2012 to 2737 code for a protein of 241 amino acids.